Molecule: messenger RNA, 3861 nt
Organism: Bactrocera dorsalis (oriental fruit fly)
Lineage: Eukaryota; Metazoa; Arthropoda; Insecta; Diptera; Tephritidae
Gene: wkd
Product: TBC1 domain family member whacked
Exons: 4
Coding region: 469-1599 (376 amino acids)
Source: RefSeq, a predicted model, not a curated record
UGCCACAAAGUAAAAUCAAAAAAAAUCGGAAGGAGUGAAUAUAUUUAGUUUAUACAAAUACCUUCAUUUAAUAUAUAUUAAACAGAGAUAAAUUAUAAAUUUUACACUAAAAAGAGCAGAAAAAGUGGUGUUGUGCAACGUGUCCAAUUAGAAUGAAAAAAGGAAUGCCGAAUAAAAUUCCAAUAAGAAAACAAGUUUCGUGCAUACAUUUGCAAAAGUGAACCUACGCUUAUAUUUUCCAAUUGGUUUUUAACUUCGUCUUUCUAUUAAGUGAAGAACAGGACAGAACAGAAAUUCCAAUAAGCAAAAUGAGAAAGUGGCGCACGGAAAUAUUGUCAUAAAUCUACUACAUGUAAAUAAUAGUAUAAAUUAAAAUAUAAUAAAUUAAUUGCAACGAAAAGAAUAAAAGAUUCUGGAACGAAAAAAGUAAGCAGCGCUCCAGACGGAAGUGUCACAACACAGUUUAUAAUGGCGACAUCACCACGCUCCGUUGACACAAUAUCACUAUGUUCCACCGUUUCCAGUUGCCCGGAUCGCAACGGCUUUUACGGUGGCUUUCAGCGCACAGAAAAACCUAAAGAACCACUCUCGAAAGCACAAAUCAUUGCGAGAGAAAAGAAGUGGUUGUAUAUGAUUGAUAAUUGGUCAUUGUAUAUGUCCAAAAAUUACAAAAAGAUUCGUGAUCGUUGUCGCAAAGGUAUACCAAAAUCGGUUCGCCCACGUGCUUGGUUCUAUCUUUCUGGUGCUUAUUUAUUAAAAAAGAAAAAUCCUACUGUCUACAAAGAAUUACUUGAACAGCCCGGUAAUCCACAUGUAAUCGAAGAAAUAAAAAAAGACAAACAUCGACAAUUUCCAUUUCAUGAAAUGUUUUUGGAUGAGGAUAAAGUUGGACAAAUCGAAUUAUUUAAUGUACUAAAAGCGUAUUCAAUAUACAAUCCGAAAGUGGGCUUUUGUCAGGCGCAAGCGCCCAUUGCUGCCUUCCUGCUAAUGCACCUACCGGCAGAAGAUGCGUUUUGGGUGUUUGUUAGUGUUUGUGAUGUUUAUUUAGAGGACUACUUCAUUACUGGUCUUGAGGUGCUGCAAAACGAUGCUGGCAUACUGGAGGGGCUCCUCAAAAAAACUUGUCCACCCGCAUACCGUCACCUGCAAAAGCACAAAGUCGAACCCUUACUUUAUAUGACCGAUUGGUUUCUAUGCGCUAUGACAAGAACAUUACCAUGGGAAACAUUGUUGCGAGUUUGGGACUGCUUUCUCGCCGAAGGCAUACGUGUCAUCUUCAAAGUAGCACUAGUGAUAAUUGGUGCUUCACUAAAUCAACAUAAAGUUCGUAAACAAUGUAAUGGACUUUGUGAGACAUUAGAGGUGCUACGCUCCCCACCUGAGCAUGUGCUCGAAGAGGAUUUUAUUAUCAAUAAUAUACAAAGGCUAAAUUUACGUGUCGAAGAUUUUCAAAUCGAACAUACACGACAAAAAAAUCGACGAGCCAAACAGAAAGCUAUGCAAGAGGCAGCUGCAGCGACGACGGCAUCCACAUCACACGGUAGUGCUGUGAGUAGCAGUAGUAGUGGUGCGGGCGGUAGUAAUGGCUAUAGGCUGUAAUGUUAGCACAAAGUGCUUAAAACCGGCAAAAGUGGAAAAUUGAAAACUAUAAAUCAUAGAAUGAAGCAUAAAACCCACAGCCGAGUUAAGUGAGGAGUUCUGACUUUGCACCAAGCUAUGUGCAUGUAUGUAGUUGUUAAAGUUUUCCGUCCUUUACUUGGUUGUGGGAAUAUUUUGUCCCUUUUGGUAGCAAUUUUUUUAAGGGUGCUAAGCAUUCACACUCAAAGUUGUUUUUUAUUGAUAAUAUUCUAGUAGAUAAGCAGCGAACAGAAAUAUAAAUUGAAUAGUGAACAUAAUAUUAAGAUAUGGAAACUACUAACCGAAAGUUUUAAAUUGAACGCACAGUAUAGAGAAAAGAAUUGCGAGUUACAGGCAAGUCUAACAGUCGAAAGUACAUACACACAAUUAAACAGACACAAUAUUAAACUAACAAUUCCAUAUGCAGCUAUCAUGAUGCCUUGAUCUUUUACUAUUUUGAAAUAUCGAAUUAAAAUUGCACAAAAUAUAUUUAAGGCACUCAUUUAAUGUGACAUUUAUGUAAUAGCGGCAAAACUUGCUUAAAUGCGAGAAAAGAGUAAACAACUAAUUGCGAUUACAUAUCAGACAACGAAGAAGGACAGACAUCACAAUGCACAGGCGCUAGCGUUAUGCGCAUGCGCAAUGAAUAUUUAAUAUUACUCAUACAUUCAAACAUGUGUUUCAUUUAGCCGCAUUAGGGCUUUUUUUUUAAUAGUUUUCAUUUUGUAUACUCGCAAUUUGUAUGAAAAAUAUAUAUAAUGGCAUUGCAAUACUGUGCUUACUAAUCUUUAACUGUAUUUUUCUCAAUUCAGUUCAAAUAAAAUGUAUACUGAGGUGAAAAAUUCAGCUUUGGUCAUUCCAAAAACUUUUUGUCUUCGUAUUUUAACUGUGAGAUUUUGCGUUAAAAAAUUUCGUAUUUCAAUUAUCAGCUGUGUAAAUUAUAACUAUGAAGUAAAAAUUAUUAUCAAUAAAAUUAUAAUUUAUACGAUAUGUAUAAUCAUAACUAUAGUUCUUAUAUACACGCAUAUACAUAUACAUGCAUAUAAUAUAUAUUUAUAUAUUAAAAUCUAAAUUCGUGCAAUUUAUCUGCUUACCUUCCAAAGGAAUACAAAUUGUUUAUAAACUAAGUAUUAAAUAUUUAUAUUAUUAAAACUACUAAUUUUACCUAUCGUUGUGCAGCUAAGCAUUUUUUUGCUGCUUAAGUUAUAAUUUAUGCUUGUGAUUAAGACAGCCAUAAAAUAAUUUGUAUUUUCUUCUCGAUUUAAUUCGUUUUUGUAAGAAAGAAGUUUUGCUUUUACAAUUAAAUAUGCAAAUUCGUAUAACAGUUUUUCAAUUCAUAGCCAACAAUUUCUUUAGUACUAAACUUUGCCCUUAAAACACAUUGAAGCACAAAACUCAAUAUUUUCUAAAUAAAAAAUAAAGCUGCAUAAAUUCACUUACAUAAACAACGAAAAUUUAAUAUAAUACAUAAUUAUUUAAGCAAGAAAAAGGCAAUUUUUAGGAAAGAAACGACAAUUUAUCUUGAAAAAAUACAACAUUAGCAGAGAAGAUGUAGGAAAAAUUGGUUGGUUUUUAAUAAAAAUAUAAAACUAAUAGUAUUUAUAUAUAUUUAAUUUGUAUAUAAGUAAUUGCAACAUUAUAUACAAGUUUACAUAUCUAUAAGUUCAUAAUCACACAUUUAUUAAACGAACUUAUUAAAAGCUUUAUUUAUUAACGAACACAAAUACAUACACAUUUAUUUAUGUAUGUCUGGUUCUUCCAAAUUUUCAAGAAACCUCCUAAAUAAAAAUUGAAUUAUAAAUACAAAACACUGUUCAAUAUAUUUAUUGUAGGUAUUAGUAUGCAUACAAAUGGAUCAAACAUUAUUUUUUUAACAAGUGUUUUGGCUUGUUUUCAUUAAUUAUUUGAACCUAGUUGAAAAGGGCAAAAAUGUCACGUUUAUUCCAUUAUGAAUCCCUUAAAUGUUAGCAAAAACUACACAAGAACUAACAGAAAUCAUACAUUCUAAUUGUCAUAUUCUUGUAAAAAUAACACAUUUACAAAAAAAAUAAAAAAUAAAAAAAAUAUGCACACAUACACGUAUAACACCCAACUGUGUAUGUACUUUCGGAAUUUACAAUUUUUAGAACAACAAUGCUAUAGAGUAAGUGAUGAGUAAAAGAAUGCUUGUAACCGUGAAAUGUGAAUGAAAUAUGUAUAAAUAUGCAGUUUAAUAAAAUGUGUAAGAUUUUGGAAACACAAAUA